AAGAGGGCGGGUGCCGGGGGGAGGGGAGUGGCGGCGGCGGCGGGCGGCUCCCGCCUCAGCCUCGGCAGUGGCGUCGGCGACGGCGGUGUCGAGGCAGCCGCCAGCGCUCCGCCGAGUGUCAGCCGGCAGCGACGGCGCUAGAGCUGGGAGCUGGGGACGCGCGCGCCGGACCUUCCACAGCCUCCGCCCAGAGCCUGAGGCGCCGGGGCCGGGGGAGCCAGGGGGCGGGCGGGAGAGCGGGCCGGGGGGAGGGUGGGGGAUGGCGCGGACUCCGCGGCCGGCCCCGCUGUGUCCUGGAGGCGGCAAAGCACAACUUUCCUCCGCUUCUCUCCUCGGAGCCGGGCUCUUGCUGCAGCCCCCGACGCCACCUCCGCUGCUGCUGCUGCUCUUCCCGCUGCUGCUCUUCUCCAGGCUCUGUGGUGCCUUAGCUGGACCAAUUAUUGUGGAGCCACAUGUCACAGCAGUAUGGGGAAAGAAUGUUUCACUAAAGUGUUUAAUUGAAGUAAAUGAAACCAUAACGCAGAUUUCAUGGGAGAAGAUACAUGGCAAAAGUUCACAGACUGUUGCAGUUCACCAUCCCCAAUAUGGAUUCUCUGUUCAAGGAGAAUAUCAGGGAAGAGUCUUGUUUAAAAAUUACUCACUUAAUGAUGCAACAAUUACCCUGCAUAACAUAGGAUUCUCUGAUUCUGGAAAAUACAUCUGCAAAGCUGUUACAUUCCCGCUUGGAAAUGCCCAGUCCUCUACAACCGUAACUGUGUUAGUUGAACCCACUGUGAGCCUGAUAAAAGGGCCAGAUUCUUUAAUUGAUGGAGGAAAUGAAACAGUAGCAGCCAUUUGUAUCGCAGCCACUGGAAAACCCGUUGCACAUAUUGACUGGGAAGGUGAUCUUGGUGAAAUGGAAUCCACUACAACUUCUUUUCCAAAUGAAACGGCAACGAUUAUCAGCCAGUACAAGCUAUUUCCAACCAGAUUCGCUAGAGGAAGGCGAAUUACUUGCGUUGUAAAACAUCCAGCCUUGGAAAAGGACAUCCGAUACUCUUUCAUAUUAGACAUACAGUAUGCUCCUGAAGUUUCGGUAACAGGGUAUGAUGGAAAUUGGUUUGUAGGAAGAAAAGGUGUUAAUCUCAAAUGUAAUGCUGAUGCAAAUCCACCACCCUUCAAAUCUGUGUGGAGCAGGUUGGAUGGACAAUGGCCUGAUGGUUUAUUGGCUUCAGACAAUACUCUUCAUUUUGUCCAUCCAUUGACUUUCAACUAUUCUGGUGUUUAUAUCUGUAAAGUGACCAAUUCCCUUGGUCAAAGAAGUGACCAAAAAGUCAUCUACAUUUCAGAUGUUCCAUUUAAGCAGACCUCUUCCAUAGCUGUAGCUGGAGCGGUAAUUGGAGCUGUUCUUGCCCUUUUCAUCAUUGCUAUCUUUGUGACUGUGCUGCUGACUCCCCGAAAAAAGAGACCAUCCUAUCUUGACAAAGUGAUUGACCUUCCACCCACACAUAAACCACCUCCUAUGUAUGAAGAACGAUCCCCACCUUUGCCUCAGAAAGACCUGUAUCAGCCUGAACACUUGCCUUUGCAGACUCAGUUCAAAGAAAGAGAAGUUGGCAAUCUUCAGCACUCUAAUGGACUAAAUAGCAGGAGUUUUGACUAUGAAGAUGAGAAUCCAGUUGGGGAAGAUGGCAUUCAGCAGAUGUACCCCCUUUACAAUCAGAUGUGCUACCAAGACCGGAGCCCUGGCAAACAUCAUCAAAAUAACGACCCUAAGAGAGUCUACAUCGACCCACGAGAGCAUUAUGUGUGAUUUUUCUCUUUUUCCAAUGGCCGUUAUAACAAAUGUUUAUUCUUAGAUUGGGGAGAGAAACUAAGGCCAAUAGUUGUUUUACUGUCUCUCAUAUAGAACAGUCCCACUCUAAGGGUAUUGGAAGUCCUAAUGAAUGACGUAAAGCCAAUAGCAAAUUUCUUUUCUUCAUUAAGGGUUCCUUAACCACCAGCUGUGUUUGUGAACUUGACUAUAGCUUUGUGUGUUUCUGUGACGAUGGUGUUUAACUGCUAACAUUUGGCCUACAAUGGCAUUUUCAUUUAACAGUACGGCAUCUGCCUGUGAUAACUGCAGUGAUUCUCCAGAAAGAAAGGCCCCAGCUGGUACUAUUAACCUCGUUGGGUCUCAGGCAUGCUAGCCUGUUCAUCUGUAAUUCACAUGGGCAUAAAAAUGAGUUCAAAAUCUAUUUCACUAAUUCUUUAGCUGGGAUUUGGAUUUCCCUGACAUACUUAAUACAAUUACAAUACCUGUGUACAAACAGAGGCCUGAGGAAAGAGGCAAAAUUUGUUUUUCAUCAAAACAGCAACAAAAGGCCGUUGAAACCUUCAAGCCUGUUGGUUGCUUUUAAACCCUUGUGUUAUUAUGAUAUAUAUUCCUUGUUGAACACUGAGGUCCUGAGGGAUACAUAUCUUUCUGUUUUCUGCCUACUUUUGACUAGCUGUAUGUAACAAAGGCUCUUCUUUUGCUCUGUCACUGUUCCUACAAUACUGUUCUUUAUUAGCUAGAUUAGCCUAUUUUGCACCUAUUAAAUUCUAAAAACCUUCUUUAAAUGUUGUACAGCCUUUAACCUUGUUCCUCUUUUCUCUAGUAUUGUACAUGACAGGCUCAGCUUUCACUUCUGAAAUUUCUUUCAAACGAAUCCCAGCCACAUAGUCUUUACCUUCCCUUCUGCAUUCUUCAGACUACUUAUCAUCCAUGUUUUAUCUACCUCAGAAAAGCCUGCUGGAAAGUCACCAUGUAAUAACUUCUGCUUUUAAAAGCCAGGUGAAAAUUUAGAAAACUUAAAAGAAGAGGCACUUCAAUGUGGCAUGUAUGUUAAACUGACGUGUUUUUUAUCCCUUCUCCCCUACUUUACCUGGUCACCAAGAGUCAAGAGAUGCUAAAAAGUAAAUAAUAUAAUGACUUGUCUACUGGGGUGUCCUGCAACUCUUUAGUGUCUGUAAAUGUCUGUCUUGAGUUUUCUCAUCUCCCUUUGCCAACUUUCCAUCCCUGAGAUUGACAGUAAUAAUUGCAAUGAGGUCAUUACAGACAGAGGUGGAAGGAAUGCAGUUUCACAUGAAUGUCCAUCACUUCUCUCACAUCUUAAGGAAAGCAUCUUACUUUGUGUUCUGGAAGAUUAGAGGUGUGUCAAAGGUAUAGAAAACACUACAAAGAGUGUUUAAGAAAGAGUGACAUAAGCAAUAAAAUACAUAAAGUAGUGUAUAUUUCCAACCUAAACUUCAAUGGUAGAGGAGAAUGUUAGCACAGAUUUCUAAUGAGAUGCCAAAGAUACGUUAUGAUUUAUGUUGUGCUGGCUCUAGUUCUUUUUUGUGUGUUUGUUUCUUUUUUCUAGUUGUCAUGCUUUAUCAAAUUAUCUCGGUAGUUCUACAGCAGAAAUAUAUUCUCCCCCAUUUACCCGAGUGACCAGCAACUCCGGGAGAAAGGAUGCUUAAAUUUCAACUCAAUGCUUUAGCUAGGUAAUGAGCAAUUUUAAAGUCUGUAGCUGUAAGGAUCAAAGGGUAAAUUCCAAGGACACCCAUUGCUACUGUGCUACUCAGAGUAGGAGUGUACUGCCCUUUGUAGCAAAGAAAAUAUUCAACUUUAUUAUUUGGAAGGCCAACGCUAAGUAACUGAAAGUGUAGGAAUCCUGGCAUUUGUUUUCCAAUAGGAGGAUGGCUGUGAUCAGAGCUCUGCUUGACAGGGAAGUGUUUCAUAAACACUGGAUGUUAUGGACACAAUAAGGUAGUACAUCAUCUCCUUUAGAAAGCUUCAAAAAUGUCAAUGCCUUGGGGAUGGUUUCCAGGGUAGGGUCCUGCUGGGAAGUAAAUUGUUGACUUAGUUUCACAAAAGCAUUCUAUAGACCCAGGGGAGUAGCUGCCUUCAUUUGCACCAGAGAAAGGGAUUUGGAAACACUGGUUCUCAGGAGCCCUGUGACCUGUCUUCAGCACCCUCCAUACUUUGAGGAACCCACUGUCUACCUUUUAAAAUUCUCAGUGUAGUUAUGGAAAAGAAAUUUCAGGAUGUAGUCUCACCUCUCCUGCAGCCAGUGAGUUCAAUUAUCUUCCUUGCCUUUGUGUUAGCUAUGAUACUUCUUUAACAUACUGGUAGAUGGUAUAACUCUUGGCCCUUUACACAGGUCAUAUAAGCUCUAUAAUAGCUUAUCCUGGUGCCUUCCAUCUGUUCUCUCUAAAAACUGGGCUAAAUAGAAAGCAGUUUUAAAAGGGUUUGAUCAACCAGCCCUCUCUACCAAAAACUGCCAUCCAAAAGUAGCCUGUUGAUCUCUAAAUUUGGAGCCUAGACUACUUGACGAUGCCAUUUAAAUUUGGAAGUUAGAUUAUUAAAGGUCAGUGAUUGGGGUUUAGGGAUAUAAUCCGCAGCUGAUAUUAGAUACUCUUCCCAUAAAUUGUUUAGUAAAACACUCUGAAACAGAAAUAAAUCCCCAGAGCACUUAUCUACUUAUGGUUGCAACUUUGCAUUUCUGGUGGGGGUGUGCAUGCUUACCUUAAAUGCACAGCCUUUAUUGCCUGUUUUGUAGGCAGCCCAAGCUCCAGGAGUGUGCAUUGUUGCUACAGUAGCAGAUCACCAUGUUCUUUACACACCACAUGCAAUGGUAUAAGAAGUCCAUGCUCUUUGGGGCAUCUAAUAGAAAAUUCUUACCUGGGCUAGGCUUCUGUGUAACAUGUGCAUAAUAGAUACUUAAGAAAUGUGCUGAAAACUACAAUGAACUGGUUUCCCCAUUACUUUCCUAUGAGCUUGUUUACUAAAAGGGACAAGAUAGUUUCUUCGUCCUGCUAUUGCAAAUGAUUUCCUAAGACCUCUUUCACAGUAGUCUAAAAUUCACAGUAGAGCCUUCCUUUAAGCCUCAUUCCCUGGAGUUUGGAAGAUAGACCAUUUACCAAGAAUCAGAAGAAAAGGUACUCCCAGCUUCACCCCUUUCUAGCCAUUGAAACAGGCAAGUCACGACCUGUCUGGGGUAUCAUUUGCAACCUCUCAGAAUUGUGAGAGUUAAAGAAGAUGAUAAUGGAUGGGGAAUUGGAGAAUUGUAAUUUUCCUUCAAAAACUGACAAAUGCCUAUUACUCUAUUAUCUUUGCAUAUUGAACCUAAAUGUCCAGGGUCCUUGCCAGUAUUGAGAGUACUGUAGUUUCUUUAGGGAUUACCAAGUGGCAAAAUGAAAAAUUCAGUUUGAUUGAAUUCACGUAUAGCCAAGUCCAAGUUAGAGAGAUUCCUUUCACUAUAACAAAUAAUUGUCAUGUGAAAAGCUUUUUAUCUGAAUCUUAGCUGCUUAGGCUUUAGCUAGAAUUGAAAAUGCAUGUUACUAUUACCAGUAUUUACUCUUAUUUUAAAAAUUACUACUAAUAGCAAGUAACAUUAUUGAGUAUGUAAUAUGGAUUGGGUUCUAGGGCAAGUACCUUACAUGAAUCAUCUCAAGGAAUAGAACCAGACUCCUGUUUUGCCCUCUUCCCAGGAGCUCCUGUGGGGAUAGACAGGCUCAUACUCCCCUACUGUACAAUCAUAGGGUAUGCUGAGCAUCAUUUGGCUGUUACUUCUUUCACAUCUGCUUUUGGGGAGUGGGGAGUACAUUUACAUUAUUUUUAAAGCAGAGAUAUAAGAGAGUAUAUGGAAUAAAACCAUAAGAAAUGUUUAUUGACAAAAGCAAGUACAUAUGCUCAAUUUUUUUUUUUUUUUUUUACUUUACUAUGGGUAAUCCAAAUGCUCAGACUCUCAUAUUCAUUAGAUUACCCAUAGCUACAAAGACAACCAACCAAAUAAUUAUAACCACUCCAUCUCAGUUGGCUCAGUUUUAGUGGGCACAGACUUCUCUCUAACAUCUCUCCCUCAAUUUAGUUGUUCAAUAUGCUCAUUGCUCUGUGUGUUUCACCUUUAUUGAACUCCCAGGAGUGGCGACACUCCUAUGCUGGACAACUGGAAAGAAGCCAAAAAGGCAGAAGAAUAGAAAAACAUCAAAUAGAAAUGUCACAGUCCCCACCCAUGGCUCAGCUCUGUGGUUCUCUUCUUCCUGUGUUUGGCUGACAAGGACCUUCCUUCUUUCUGAAGUCAUUUGCAGACCUUAUAGCAGGACGAGGGACUUUCAUCCCUGUUAAACUAGAAGCUGCUAUUUGCAAGCUUAUUUCAACUGUAGACUAUCACUGGAUUAAUAUUGUUAUAUCUAUAAAAGUAUUGAGUUUCCUCCGCUAGAGAAAAUUAUAACCUGGCCUUUGCCAGUUUGGGCACUCACAAUUAUUAGGUUGUUUUGGUAGCCUUCAGUAGAUAGAAAUGUGUGAGGGCUAUAGGUCUCCCAACCUCACCAGGUGAUACUUUACACUGAAAUCAGGUCUUAGACCAAGUGCUGUCAUGUGUUUUUAUGAGCAAGCAGGCACUAGAACAGUCAUGCAACCUGUCCUGUAAGCUUGAAAAAGUCCCAAUUCUGUCCUUCUGUGCAACCCAACAUUAUCCUACCUGGAAGAGUUAUUAGAAGUGAAUCCAGCAAUAUUCUAGCAGAUUCAGUCAGCCGAGUCAAUUCUUAGUUUCACUUCUAAAAGAGUAAGUUAGAAAUCCCAAACUGCUGGGCUUGUCAGAUUCUUAUAUACUGCUCGUGGAAGGGCUAGGGUGCCCUACAAUAUUUGGGCCAAUCCACAUAUCUUUAAUGCCAUUAAUUUGAUCAUUGGAAAUAUUUACUUAUUAACAGUCUGUGUUAAGCUACAGAUAAAGCUUUUGUGGUAGUGUCUGAAGUGACUAGAGUUUUUUUCAAAUGCUAACAGCCCUGAAGUUGUAUUCCCAAUUAGGAUAUGUCAGAUGUUAAGCAAGCACCCCCAGAGUAAGUAUUAUGACUGAUUAACAUAUGCCAAAAUAAUUUUUAAAAAUUAUAUCAAGUAUAACAGAACUUGUUAAAGAUUUCACAGGUUAUUAUACCUUCACACUAGGGUGGAGUGGAGCUCUUUUAAUACUCUACACUGCUGCAUAGAGUUGAACUGGCAUUUAUCCUUAGUGACAGAUAGCCUGUUCUUUCUUAAGGGUGUGUGUGCGCGCACAUGUGUGUGCGCACAUGUGUGUGCAUGUGUAAGACAGCAAGAAAUGUCUACUUAAAAUUUGCAGCUCACAAAAACAUUUUGCAGUUCACAUGUACAAGAGAAUCCCACCCCUGCAACCUUCUCUCAAUACUUGAAACAUUAGGUUACUUCUAUGUUUUUUUCUUCUAUGUUUGUUAUUCUUCUCUACUCAAGGUUUAAUAUGACUGUAGAAGUUUGAAGCAGAGUAGACUAAAAAUAAAAGAGAACGUAAACAAUUCAGAAGAACAUCGAAAAUUUUGUCAUACGUUUUCAAUUGGGGCAAUGACAUAUAAGUUCCCUCUGGGCCUCAGGGAGAGAGAAAACUACCAUUGACAAAUAAAAACAUUCUCCAUUCCGUUAGUUAUGAAUAAAUCAAUUCCAUUAAUCCUUCCCCCAGAAUAUUCUAGUCAGUGUUUGGGGGCUGAAGUUAUGAUAUAUAUCAAAUGACAUGCCUCCCUGCAUCAAAAAGUACUAGUUACAUUCUGUUGUCUUAAAAGCUGUGAGGUUUAGGAUUAACUUCCAUAAUUUCAGAGGAAUAGAUAUUUUGAAUAUUGUUGCCACAUAUAUUUAUGGAAAACAACAUUUUCGAGUUGAAAAUGGGCAGGGUACUGUCCCCUAAAUGGUCCCAUUCUGUAGCUGUGUUUACAGCUGCCACUAGCACAUGAUUUCUAGAAGAGGCAUAUCAGCUGGACCCAAGGAGAUACACUCAUGGACUUAAGAUGAUUAGAUUAUAAAUGCCAUCCCACACAAUCUUUAAUAAACAAAACCCAGGUGAGCUAUAUCAUUCUUUUGCUGCAGUGAAAGAUGGGAAACCAAACAGUUGUCCUCUUGUGGUUUUUCCCAGCAAUACAAUUUAUAAAGUUCCUAUAAUCAGGUGCCCUAUGACCCAGCAGGAUCCUUGGUACCAUGACCUAAAUUGGUUGUAUUUAUUAUCCUAGUAUGGAAUUUGACUGUGAAAGUUGAUUAGAGACCUUGAGGGAAAGCCUCUCUGGAGAUCCAGAACAUCAGAUUUGCUAUGCUGGCUUAGAACUGUGGCCUAUCCUACUACAGAUGUGUCUGUCAGCCAUGAAGAGAUGUUUUAUAUGUCUCUUCCAGAAGUUAAUUUCCCCUAAUAACUCACAGCAGAUCUAUGAAUACCAGAGUUGUACAUGAUUUUCCAAGUGAAUGGGCGCCAUUGUUUUGGUUUUAAAUACCCUUUCCAGUAAUGACUGGUAUUUUUAAAAAACCUACCCUAGCAUGUUGAUCAGGCUAAAUUAAGUUCCUCUCUCAAGCUUUAUUGAUGGCUCAGUGCUUAUUAUAUUUUAACUAGAGGUAACAGCAGUUUGUCCUAAAUGCAUUAGUUUGCACUUGUCCAGGUUGUAGCUCUUUUAUGCCUCUGCUUUUUCCCACAAGAUCUUAUGAGAACAUAUUGCAUAUAUUCCCUUCAGCUGAGCAUUUCAAUACCCAGACAAGUGUUUGUCAUUUUAGGCCUCAUUGCAUACUUGAAAUUCCAAGUCCUUUUUAAAAGAAAUGUUAAGUAGCUGGUGUUGCUACUAGGUCCCUGGAUUAUCCCACUUGUCCAUCCAUAAAAGUUCCUGUUUAUUCUCUACCUCUGUUUCUAUUUCUAAGUCAAUGCUUUAAGACAUAACAUCUGCUCCAGCCUAUUCACUAUCCAUGUGGUUUUAAACCCUUAACUUCUUUACUUCUUAGCUUCAUCCUUCUAAGUGCUCUCUACCUCACAGGGGUUAAUGAGGGGGGAAAAAUAAGAUGUUUAAGGGUUGUUUUAAGAGAGAGAUCCUUCUUUUAAAGUGAUUUUAUCAAAGCCCCUUGGGUUAGAAAUGAGAAAUUCUAUAGCUAUUUUUUUUUCCCUAUUCUCAUUUUGCUGUUUUUAUUUCUGAAAAGUGAUCUGUCUGAAAAGAGCCUUAUAUCUGGUUUUAACUUCUCAUUAACCCUUUUCACAGUGAAAUCUCUACCUUAUCCAUGCUCUGAACUUUUUAUUUAUGGAGCCCAAACUAAUUUUCCCACAACAAAUCCGAUAUACUUUUACUUCUAUCAUUAAACAAAUUAAUGUCCUCCACAAAGAAAUAUCUUACUCUUCUUACAAGAAGUCAGAAGCUAAUAAGGUCUCACUCUGGCCCUGGCAAGAUCUCACAGUGUGCCUUGGUUCUCCCUGUGUAAACUGAGGUAAUCCGGCUAUUCCCCAGCACCCAGGUGUUGUGAGUCCUAAUAAAUGGUGAAAAGCAUUUUGCAAAUGUUCUGUACUAUAUAAAUGCAUAGUGCCUAAUAUGGAGAGUCUUCAAGCAGAAAUGUGCUCUAGCUCAAUUCAGAAUACUAAUUCACCCAUUGUUUUCAAAAGAAAUGUUUCACUAACCUGCUUUUUUUGUUUGUUUUUGUUUUUGUUUUUUGUAAAAUUAGUUUCUAGUCAUUUGAACUAUUUUUAUUUUGGUGGGUAGAAGUGAUCAAUAGUAUAUAUUCUUGCUUGUUAGAGAAUACCCAAGUUGUAUUGUUAAAUGUUAAAACAAUGGGGUUACAUUACAGUGUAGUUGGAUAGGGAGGAAGAUUCUAGCUCAAAGUUUGCAAAAUACAGAAAUACAAAGAUUAGCUUUGAAUUAGAGAUUGUAUUAUAAAUAGUAGAUGUUAAUGUGGUGGUUUCUAGAUAUAUACUUUAUUUUUAAGUUACAAGAAAUUGUCUUUUAUUUUUGCAGUUUUGAACUAUAUGGUUCUUUAUAUGUUUUGAAUAAAGUUUUUAUCAACUAA
Molecule: messenger RNA, 9793 nt
Organism: Macaca mulatta (Rhesus monkey)
Lineage: Eukaryota; Metazoa; Chordata; Mammalia; Primates; Cercopithecidae
Gene: NECTIN3
Product: nectin cell adhesion molecule 3
Biological process (GO): symbiont entry into host cell; heterophilic cell-cell adhesion; homophilic cell-cell adhesion
Cellular component (GO): apical junction complex; adherens junction
Source: RefSeq, a predicted model, not a curated record